Blepharisma stoltei is the source of this 273-nucleotide messenger RNA. NCBI's taxonomy places the organism in Eukaryota, Ciliophora, Heterotrichea, Heterotrichida, Blepharismidae. The record is from the annotation of a GenBank genome assembly.
AUGAUAAUAAGCAGGGAAAAAUUAGAAAAAUACUCACAGGAUUUGUAUGAGACUCAUCAAAGAAUGAAAGAUAAUACUAUAGAGAGCAGAAAGCUAAGCAGAAUUUAUUUUUCAUCAGCUAUAGCUGGAGGAACAAGUUAUUUCUUUUUACUAUCUGGCCCAAGGCUUCGUAUGAGCAUAUGAAAGGUUAUUAUCUAUCUCUACUCCAUUUCUUUUGUAUCAAAAUCUUCGGGAUUUUUAUCACUUAUCAUUUAUUCAUCAUAUUUUAAAUAA